UCUUCUCGUCAUAGACCCAUUGCCAGUGUGAAAUCUUGUGCGAAACCAAUCUUGAAAUGCUUCGUACAAUUGCUGCACGUACUGCCCGCGCCCGGAUAUCGCGCUCUUUUGUGUCUGCGGCCACCUACACAACCGCUACUCGUACCACAGUACCUUUCCCUCAUGUAUCUCAAAUUGCCAUAACGUCCUCCAGACUUUCAGUGACUACUCCGACACGGUCGUUUAGUUCAACAUCGGGAGCACUUGCCCCAAGCUUGGGCUCUGAAGUAUCAGCAGGUGAUGCUGAUUUCGAAACGAUAUUAGCGGAAGCGGGAGACACACCCGUCGUGGUGGACUUCUAUGCAAAUUGGUGUGGGCCCUGUCGAGUACUGGCCCCCAUCCUGAAAAAGGCGGUCGAAGAGAACAAGAAAACGUUUUUAGUGAAGGUGGACGUAGACAAGGCGGAGCAGAUUGCUGCUAAAUAUCAGAUCAUGUCUCUUCCGACUGUGCUGGUGUUCCAGAACAGCAAGGUGAAAGAUUCCUUUAUUGGGAGUCGAGAUGAAGCUGCUGUUAAGAAAUUUAUCGAGAAAGCCACGCAGGCAUAGACUGCUUCACAUGCAGGGACAGACGGGUUCAUGUUUUGUACUCUACAAUGAUUGCUGCCCACUUGAUAUAUUACAAAGCCUGCACAUUUACAAUUAAUCUUAUGAGAUGUCCAGCACCUCCCGCCAACUACCUCCGCAUAUGCAACAAUUCCGAAAUGCGCCUCGCCAUACUACUGGGCCUUUAGCCAGAAGGCCAAUUUCAGACAUCAGCG
Molecule: messenger RNA, 796 nt
Organism: Spizellomyces punctatus DAOM BR117
Lineage: Eukaryota; Fungi; Chytridiomycota; Chytridiomycetes; Spizellomycetales; Spizellomycetaceae
Product: thioredoxin
Exons: 4
Coding region: 57-584 (175 amino acids)
Cellular component (GO): cytoplasm
Molecular function (GO): protein-disulfide reductase activity
Source: RefSeq, a predicted model, not a curated record